AUGUCUCAGGCGGAUGACUUUCACGACGAAGAUCUGGCUAGAGCUAUAGCGCUCAGCUUGCACGACCAUGCGCCCCCGCCAACGCGUCAUUCGGCUAGGACCGAAGGCGAAGUCAUUGAGAUCAGCGACAGCGACGACGAAGAUGUGAUAGCGGUCAAUGAAGAGGAUCGCAGAUUUCAGUCAGAAUUGCAACAAGCCAUAGAGGCUUCGAAGAAAGAGGAGGCACGGCGUGCAGCCUCGCAAGCCCUGGUCCAAUCAGCCGCAACACCGGAUCCGACAGUCUCGGCACCCCUUGCGACAGGGUUCCUCUCCGAGAGAGCGCAACUUGAACGCGAGCGACUCACAAGACAGAAACGGCUGCGAUCGGAUCUCGAUGCGGAGAGUAGCUCUGGUGUCGAUAGCGAUGCACACAAAUCGAAGAGGCAACAUCUUUCCUCGUCUUCUGGCGAAACACGAAGAGCCGACGUCUAUGCUUCUUCCAGUGCCCCGUAUACCCGUCCGUCUACAAGUACGAGCGCUCAGAGACAGUCCACAUCCACUACAACAGCAAGUAGCGCGUCCGAACAAUGGUACUGGGACGGUGAGAUGCGCCAGAUAGCCAACAUGCAUGUGGAUCCUGCAAGAAACACGGGGCCUACAUUCCGCCUCAGCGACAUUCUGGCACCUAGGGAUGAGAUCGACUUCGCUAUCGUGUCGGCAUACGUGUACAACUUUCCAUGGUUGUACUCCAUGCUCAGCCCCAGAACACCCGUGAUAGCAGUCGCACAGGAUCCACAAGGCCAGGAAACCAUCAAGGCGAUCCUACCGAACUGGAUCAAGACGACGCCGUUCCUGCGGAAUGGCAUGGGCUGUAUGCAUAUGAAGUUCAUGUUGCUAUUCUACAAGACAGGCCGCCUGCGGGUCGUUAUCUCGACCGCAAACAUGAUAGAAUACGAUUGGCGAGACAUCGAAAACACCGCAUGGGUACAAGACGUCCCCAAACGAUCAUCGCCAAUUGCGCACGAUCCGAAGGCGGACGAUUUCCCCUCAGCAUUCGUGCGCGUCCUUCGUGCUCUCCAAGUUGAACCGGCGCUCCUCUCCCAUGUCAAAAACGAUCACCCGAAUCUACCACUUCAGCGCCUAGAGCACAUACGCACGCAUUGGGACUUUUCGAAGGUCAAAGCCAAGUUGAUCCCGUCUAUUGCGGGCAAGCACGAGGGCUGGCCGAAGGUCAUCCUCACAGGUCAUCCGUCGCUGAUGAAAGCCCUUCGAGACCUCAGAUUGAAUGCAGACAAAAGAAAAGAAGUAAUACUAGAAUGCCAGGGAUCGUCUAUCGGAUCGUACAGCACGCAGUGGAUGAACGAGUUCCACUGUUCGGCGCGAGGCGAGUCCGCGCAGACGUGGCUGGAUGUCUCGAAGGCGCGUCGGGCCAAAUUGCCCUACCCACCUAUCAAGGUCCUCUUCCCGACGGCGCAAUACGUGCACGAAAGCGUCUUGGGCGAUCAGGGAGGAGGGACGAUGUUCUGUCGCCGAACGCAGUGGGAGGCAGCCAAGUUUCCGCGCGACCUCUUCCACCAAUCGCGAAGCAAACGCGGCCGGGUCCUCAUGCACUCCAAGAUGAUCCUAGGUACCAUUCGCGACAAGUCCGCUGCCUUCGGCACUAGUGGCGUGCAGUCAGAUAGCGAGACAGAACCGGAAGACGAUCCAGUUGAAGAUAGCAGACCGAGCAAGCCUGUCGGAUGGCUGUACGCGGGCUCGCAUAACUUCACACCGUCAGCUUGGGGGACGCUGUCCGGCUCUGCCUUCAAUCCAACGCUUAAUAUCACGAACUAUGAGUUGGGCAUCCUGUUGCCCAUCCACAACGAGGAAGAGGCGAACCGACUGACUUGCUGGGAACGACCUCCGCGAAAGUACGCGCUCGGGAGGGAUGAGCCUUGGAUACAAUCUGAGUCCCCGGCGUUCGCUGAGGACCUCUCGUAG
Molecule: messenger RNA, 1959 nt
Organism: Fomitopsis serialis
Lineage: Eukaryota; Fungi; Basidiomycota; Agaricomycetes; Polyporales; Fomitopsidaceae
Product: phospholipase D/nuclease
Exons: 14
Coding region: 1-1959 (652 amino acids)
Biological process (GO): single strand break repair; double-strand break repair
Cellular component (GO): nucleus
Molecular function (GO): 3'-tyrosyl-DNA phosphodiesterase activity; double-stranded DNA binding; single-stranded DNA binding
Source: RefSeq, a predicted model, not a curated record